Molecule: messenger RNA, 1176 nt
Organism: Brassica napus (rape)
Lineage: Eukaryota; Viridiplantae; Streptophyta; Magnoliopsida; Brassicales; Brassicaceae
Exons: 1
Coding region: 1-1176 (391 amino acids)
Source: RefSeq, a predicted model, not a curated record
AUGAAGUUACCUCCAGGAUAUGCUGAUCGUAAGGGGGACUCUCUUCCUCCUAACCCUGUUUGUAAACUUCAAAAGUCUCUCUAUGGCCUCAAGCAAGCUUCACGUCAGUGGUUUCUUAAAUUCUCUACUACUUUGACAUCUUUGGGCUUCAUACAGACACAUUCUGAUCACACGUGUUUCAUCAAGAUCACGGAUGCUCUUUUCCUCUGCGUCAUUGUCUAUGUCGAUGAUAUUGUUAUUGUCAGCAAUACUGAUUCUGAGGUGGAUUUGUUAAAGCAACAGCUAAAGCACCAUUUCAAGCUCCGUGACUUGGGUCCGAUGAAGUACUUCCUUGGCUUGGAAAUAGCUAGAUCAUCAGAUGGAAUUCAUGUCUGUCAACGAAAAUAUGCUUUAGAUUUACUUGAUGAGACAGGUCUUCUUGGCUGCAAACCAUCAAGCGUUCCAAUGGAUCCUUCUAUUAAAUUCUCUAAAGAAGAAGGUGGUGCUCUAGUUGACGCUGAGGCAUAUCGAUGUCUUAUUGGUCGUCUCAUGUAUCUUCAAAUCACGAGACCCGACAUCACCUUUGCUGUGAACAAGCUUAGUCAGUUCUCUUGUGCUCCACGUCAGAGUCAUCUCACAGCGGUGCUCAAGAUUCUGCAUUACAUCAAAGGAACCGUUGGUCAAGGUCUGUUUUAUUCCUCUAAAGCUGAACUUCAAAUACAAGCAUUUGCUGAUGCUGAUUGGGGAUCGUGUCAAGACACUCGAAGAUCAACCUCGGGUCAUUGCAUAUCUCUUGGUACAUCUCUUAUCACUUGGAAGUCGAAGAAACAACAGGUGGUUUCGAAAAGUACCGCAGAAGCUGAAUAUCGGAGUCUCUCUGUUGUUACUGAUGAGAUUCUCUGGCUUACGAACUUUCUUAAGGAGCUGCGUAUUCCCUUGUCCAAGUCCACACUGUUGUUCUGUGACAACACAGCUGCGAUUCACAUCGCGCAUAAUACUGUGUUUCAUGAACGUACUAAGAACGUUGAGAUUGACUGCUAUAAUGUUCGUGACUGGUUAGUUGCAGGUUUGUUUAAACUUCUUCAUGUACGGACUGACUUGCAGCUAGCUGACCCGUUUACAAAGCCUCUUUACCCUGCUCAGUUCAAGCGGUUGUUUGGCAAGAUGGGUCUACUGAACAUUUUCGUCCCAUCUUGA